AUCAGUGGAGGGAGGCGUUGACUCAAGCUAAGAGCUGCUGCCGACGCAUGAACCUUCCUUGAGCUCUGCGCACUAUUAAUGAGCCAGAAGGCACAGAAAUGUCAGGGAAGAGUUUCCGUGUCAGCGACGGGGACUGGAUUUGUCCCGAUAAAAAGUGUGGUAAUGUGAAUUUCGCUAGAAGAACAAGUUGCAACAGAUGUGGUAGAGGUUUUGUGUCAACAGAGAAAACCACUGAGGCCAAGAUGAUGAAAGCAGGAGGAACAGAAAUUGGGAAAACUCUGGCUGAGAAGAGCAGAGGCCUCUUCAGUGCAAAUGAUUGGCAGUGCAAAACAUGUGGAAAUGUGAACUGGGCGAGACGAUCAGAGUGCAACAUGUGCAAUACUCCCAAGUAUGCCAAGCUGGAAGAAAGAACAGGUUAUGGUGGAGGUUUCAAUGAAAGGGAAAACGUGGAAUACAUAGAACGGGAGGAAUCUGAUGGUGAAUAUGAUGAGUUUGGUAGAAAAAAGAAAAAAUAUCGUGGGAAGAGUAACAGUUCUAGUUCAACAAAAGAAACUGAAAAGAAAGAAGUACCAAAAAAUGAUGAGGAGGAAGAAGAAGAUGAUGAAGAUGGCGACCUGUCAAAAUACAAACUGGAUGAUGAUGAGGAUGAUGAAGAUGGGGAUCUGUCAAAGUAUGAUCUCAUUGCCAGUGAUGAGGAUGAAAAGCCAGCCCAGAAAAGCGGCAGCCGCUCUGGUUCCUCACGCUCUUCCUCGCGCUCUUCUAGCUCCAGCUCUCGGUCGAGGUCCAGGUCCCGUUCUAGAAGCUCUUCCAGUUCCAGAUCUGGAUCUCGUUCGAGAUCUCACUCCAGAUCGAGCUCCAGGUCUGGGAAGGGCUCCUCUCCCCAGAAGAGGUCCUGCUCAUCGUCCUCCUCACCCGAGAGGGGACAGAAGCGCAGUCGCUCCAGGUCCUCAUCUGGAGGGAGAAAACGAAGACGCUCUAGAUCACAUUCGUCCGAAAGGUUUGGGUUUAAGUGGAAUACCACGAUGGCACUGAUUAUAAUUAGCCCUCUGUUGGAUCGCUUAUGGGAAAUCAGAUUUACAAAGUUAUGCUCACAUUUGGCCAUGGUGUAAUGCUUUUUAAAUCUGUUAAACUUGCUUCAUGUGUACAUUAUGUGCCAAUAACUGACUUUGCUGACCUUGUUCUUCCCACGAUGUUUGUGUGAUUUCAGGGGCAGUAGCCAUUCGUCUGGAUCGUCCCACUCUGGCUCCAGUUCUAAAAAGAAAUAGCUUUCUUACAGCCUUGUAGACCAGUAAAGUUUAGUGGAAGUGCAUGUCGUGUUGCAAAAACCACCACCAUACACCUUCAAUAUGCUCUUCAUUGUCAUAACCUCUCACACGUCUUGCUUCUAACCGUCAAGAAAAGCAGGCGACAUGAAAUUGCAGUCAUGUGCUCCUUUAAAAAAAAACAUAUCUGGAGUGUUUAACUAUAGAUGUCCAAUAAAAAAAUGUUUGUUCCUAAUGGGAUAAAAUGAUUACAUGUGAAGGGUGUAUUCCCAUUUAAAACCCAUUCUGCCUAUUCUCUUCAUGAGAGCAUCUAGCUCUGCUCAUGUGGAGGAACUGGAGCAACGUUUUCUUCUUUUGUUUUUUUUAUAAAGUACCAUUUCUAACCAACAAUUUAGGGUAGAUGAAACUUGGCUAUAAUUUGGAUUUCUUUUUUUUUUUGAGGGGGGGGUUCAAGGUAAGUAUAAAUUUUGACAUUGUUUUAAUUGAAUAGAUUUUACAUUCUUGGGUUGGGGUUUAGUUUUAAGUGUACUUGUUUCCCCCUUCACACGGUUGUGGUCUUGUUUUCUUUGUACGAAAUUAUUUCCCUGCUCUUGUCACUUGAGACACACUGUUUUUCUGCUCCAGUUCAGUGUUGCACAAACUGCUAAAAGUUGAUAAAAAUGUGACAUCCGAGUCUUUUUAGUAGUAAAAUGACUAAAAUGUACACAUGUAAAUAAAAACUUGUCAACCUUG
Molecule: messenger RNA, 1994 nt
Organism: Girardinichthys multiradiatus
Lineage: Eukaryota; Metazoa; Chordata; Actinopteri; Cyprinodontiformes; Goodeidae
Gene: zranb2
Product: zinc finger, RAN-binding domain containing 2
Exons: 9
Coding region: 99-1109 (336 amino acids)
Biological process (GO): RNA processing
Molecular function (GO): lipopolysaccharide binding; RNA binding
Source: RefSeq, a predicted model, not a curated record